Messenger RNA from Oncorhynchus keta (chum salmon), 1627 nucleotides. RefSeq names its product uridine phosphorylase 2-like. Bases 184 to 1152 code for a protein of 322 amino acids. The transcript has 8 exons. Gene Ontology annotation, molecular function: uridine phosphorylase activity. Gene Ontology annotation, cellular component: cytosol; cytoplasm. The record is from RefSeq and is a predicted model, not a curated record. Gene Ontology annotation, biological process: nucleotide catabolic process; uridine catabolic process. Lineage: Eukaryota; Metazoa; Chordata; Actinopteri; Salmoniformes; Salmonidae.
AGUCACUACCCUUCCCUCCCCAACCAAUCACUCCUGAGAGAAGUCACAGGUCAAAGUUAUAUCAGCCCAAGAGGCAGAGAUGGGCAAAAGAGUAUUUUAGGAACUGCUACACAGCACAACAGAGAAUAUUACCCUUUGAAUUCAGAAGAACCUUUCUAGCCUGAAAGGAUACAGCGAACAACUAUGUCACCUAUUUUACUGAACGGUAUAGGGACUGUCAAUGACCAUUCUGAAUAUAUCGAACCCGAGGUCCCUUUCAAGAACCCCCAGAUUCAUGUGAAGAACCCCCAUUUGGAUACAAUGGAAGAGGACAUUCUCUAUCACUUCAACCUGGGGACCAAGACCCACAACCUACCUGAGAUGUUCGGAGACAUCAAGUUUGUGUGCGUCGGCGGCAGUGCCAAUCGGAUGAGGUCCUUUGCUCAGUUCAUUCACCAGGAGCUGGCCUUGCCCGGAAACAUGGAUGACGUCACAGACAUCUGUGAGGGAACCGACCGCUACUCCAUGUACAAAGUGGGACCCGUACUUUCUAUCAGUCAUGGUAUGGGCAUCCCUUCCAUCUCCAUCAUGCUCCAUGAGCUCAUCAAACUGCUGCAUCAUGCCCGCUGCAUCGACUUCAUCCUCUUCCGCAUUGGCACCUCCGGUGGAGUCGGUCUGGCACCAGGAACAGUAGUGGUCACAGACAAGGCGGUGGACUGCUUCUUCCGCGCCCAGUUUGAGCAGGUGGUUCUAGGUAAGGUGGUCACAAGGAGCACAGAGCUGGACGUGGGCGUCUCCAAGGAGCUGCUGCAGUGCUCCUCCGAGUUAGAGGACUUGCCCACCAUCAUCGGCAACACCAUGUGCACCAGUGACUUCUAUGAAGGUCAGGGUCGGCUGGAUGGAGCUCUCUGCUCCUUCUCCACUGAGGACAAGUUGGAGUACCUGAGGAAAGCCUUUAACACGGGAGUCAGGAAUAUUGAGAUGGAGUCCACCGUCUUCGCAGCCAUGUGUCGUGCCUGUGGCAUCAAAGCUGCAGUCGUAUGCGUGACUUUGUUAAACCGUUUUGACGGGGACCAGAUCGCCACCCCUCAUGAUGUGCUGGUGGAGUACCAACAGAGACCUCAGGUUCUGGUGGCCCACUUCAUCAAGAAACGCCUGGGCCUCGUCGUCUAAGCUCCCUCCGAUCACCUCUGCUGCCCUUGGAGUGUAUAUAGCUACAGUCCCAACUGAUAUGUGGAUAUAUGUAUAUAGACAAGUUGAUAUGUGAUCAGGUAUUAUUUAAACGGAGUUCUAAGAGUACAUGAAAAUACAUUUAGCAGAUUUGUUUAAACGAAGCUCAAAGAGUGGGCUCUUAUGCAAUUGUGUGGUAUUUGUGUAUAUUUGUAUGGUAUUAUAUAUUGUGUGACUGAGUACUUUGACUGUGUAGAUGAAAUCGUUUGUCUGUGUUACUUCUGGAUGACAUUAAGUCCUGUGACUUAAAAUGAAUCAAAUAUUUAAACAAAGAAGCACUCUGACUGAAAUUUAAUCAAAUAACUCAUGCAGGAUUUAGGCACUGGUGUAGCUGGGAUAUAUUUAGAAAUGGAAAUACAUCUGACUUCAUUGUACCUGACAUUUUAAAAUCAUGAAUAAAUUCAUUUCAGGCCUGGCU